AGAUGCUACUGGGUGUAAGAUCACCUCAGACAAGCCAAUUCCCUUGGCAAAUGACAAACGCGGCAAUUCGAAGCGUGGCUAAACAAAAGUGAACAACUGGAAAAAUAUACAGAUCGUGUUUAUUAAAAGUAAAGAAAAAAUUAAUGUUAUCAAAAAUAUUUUAAUACGCGUGUGAAUAAAAAACGAAACAUAUUAAAAGAAAUGGCCGCAGAAACGACAACAGACAAAGCGCCUGCCGACAAUGACACACCGCCAAAUCGAACGCUCCCAAGCGUGUUGCAAAGCUCUGAAAAGCAAGCAGAAUCAGAGCAAAAAAAGGAUGUGCCAGCGGAUUUCGAGACAGCUAUGGAAGCAGCGGGUUUUGGUACGUUCAAUAUUUUGCUAUUGAUCUGCGCGUGUCCCGCUGCUAUAGCCACGGUGUCCGAGACGUCGACUAUGUCCUUCAUACUGCCGAGUGCUGAAUGUGAUCUCAAGCUAACGCUGCUUCAUAAAGGACUGCUAAAUGCCAUCACCUAUGCAGGCAUGAUCAGUUCGGCGGUGCUGUGGGGUUAUUUGGCCGACACAAAGGGACGCAAAAAACUACUAAUUCUCGGUUAUCUAAGUAAUCUUAUACCAGGAUUAGGUGCAGUUAGCAGUCAAAAUGUCAUACAACUGAUGAUCUUCAAAUUCAUAGCCGGUUUUAUUAUGUGUGGUCCAUUCGCGAUACUUAUGAGUUACUUGACUGAAUUGCAUGGCAAGAAAUUUCGUUCGCGCAUAGUUAUGCUUAUGGGCCUAAUGUUUUCGGUGGGCAACAUAUUACUGCCAAUAAUUGCUUUAACGGUGUUACCCAAACAUUGGGAUUUCGAAUUGCUGGGUUUGCAGUUUCAUUCAUGGCAAGUGUUUUUGGCGAUUACCAUGAUACCCAAUCUACUUGGCGGUAUUUUGCUCAAUUUCUUCCCCGAAAGUCCGAAGUUUUUAAUGUCACAAGGUCGCAAUGCGGAAGCUAUGCGUGCUUUUCAGCGAAUCUACGCGCUCAAUCAUUGGAAGCCACGCGAAGAUUUUCCGAUCAAAGAACUCAUGAAUGAACUGCCUAGUGCAGAAAAGGAGAGCGAUGCUUCGACUGUGAGCAUAGCUACGAUUGAAAGUUCGAUUCCAAAGGAGAAGCAGGUCAUGUCCUCUAACGAGCACGUAAAAGAGAAAAAGCCCAAAAUCACCUUGCGUCAAGGUUGGGAACAGUUACGUCCGCUACUUUCCAAACCUUAUCUUGGCCUCUCCGCUCGUGUUUAUCUCAUGAAUUUCGCUAUUUUGUUUGGCCAAAAUACUUUGCGUUUGUGGAUUCCCCAAAUGUUUGCUUCUAUUGAGGAAUACGAACAGAUGCAUGGCAGUGCUGGUUCUAGCAUGUGUACCAUUUUGGAGUACAGUGUUAACAAGACGCAAUUGUUGAAAAGUGAUUUUGCAGAUUUAGAAACGGCAAAAUGUGAAGUUGUUAUUACAGCCGCCUCCUUUACCAACAAUAUAACGGUAGCAGUAGCCAGUUUCAUAGGCUACUUUUUAGCUGGUUUCAUUGUUAAUCGAAUUGGCAGUAGAAUAAUGCUUACAAUUGGUGCCACGGCAGCUGGUCUUUGUGGUGUUGGUCUUUAUUUCUCAGUAUCCUCUUUGAGUACAUCAAUUGUUGCUGCAAUAUCAGUGACAAUGGGAAGCAUAUCAGCCAUGUCCAUUCUUAGCUCAUCGGUCGAUCUAUUUCCGACAUCGUUGAGAACAAUGGUUGUCUCUUUGGCUAUGAUGAUUGGACGCGUUGGAUCUAUAUUGGGCAAUAUAUUGUUUCCCAUUUUCAUGUCAUUUGGCUGUGUGCCACCAUUCAUUAUGCUCACGUUCGUGAUGUGGUCGGCCGCAAUUAUGUCAGCAUUUUUACCAAAUACCAGGAAGGUGGUUAUGAAAUAGAUGUGUGGGAAUUUUUAUAUGUCCAAAUGUGUAACUAACAUAAU
Molecule: messenger RNA, 1964 nt
Organism: Bactrocera neohumeralis
Lineage: Eukaryota; Metazoa; Arthropoda; Insecta; Diptera; Tephritidae
Product: synaptic vesicle glycoprotein 2B
Exons: 11
Coding region: 202-1920 (572 amino acids)
Biological process (GO): transmembrane transport
Cellular component (GO): membrane
Molecular function (GO): transmembrane transporter activity
Source: RefSeq, a predicted model, not a curated record